Messenger RNA from Neopelma chrysocephalum (saffron-crested tyrant-manakin), 2053 nucleotides. RefSeq names its product clavesin 1 (gene CLVS1). Lineage: Eukaryota; Metazoa; Chordata; Aves; Passeriformes; Pipridae. Gene Ontology annotation, molecular function: phosphatidylinositol bisphosphate binding. Gene Ontology annotation, cellular component: membrane. Bases 548 to 1546 code for a protein of 332 amino acids. The record is from RefSeq and is a predicted model, not a curated record. The transcript is spliced from 7 exons.
GCCCCGUGGAGCUGGCGCUCGCUCAUUCAGUUUUCUAGAGAGAUCUGAGCCGGAACCCGGGAGCCGGGAGAUCUUUCUCGCCCACCCGUCUCAGCAGCAAGGACAUCUACAGGGGGAAAAACCCACCCCACGCAGCCCCCCGCCGCCCCACGGCAGCUGCCGGCGCUGUGCAGGGAUGAUUUAUUGCAAGUGGCUGUGAAAAGACAUUAGGAGAGCAAAUAGUCCUUUGGGAACAAAGAGUCACAAGAUAGAAAAACAGCUGUUGAGACUAUAACAAACAGUCUAGUCUGCCAACAUGCAGCAACAAUAUUCAAGUAGGGGAUGGAAUAAACAACACUUUCCUUUGGAUGGAUUAUACUACAUGUGAACUGCCUGUUACUCUUCUGCAAGAAUAAGAAAAACCCUUUGCUUUUGUUUGUUAAAUAUCAGCUUGAUAGGAAAAAGCAUCUGAAUGGCUUACACUCACAGCAGACCAUCAGUUGAAUGGGAUCAGCACCUCUACUAAAGCAUCUGAAUCUAAGGAUUUGGAAAAGAGGUUUUUGCAGAGAUGACCCAUUUACAAGCUGGACUUAGUCCAGAGACUAUAGAGAAAGCCCGCCUGGAACUGAAUGAAAACCCAGACAUUUUGCAUCAGGAUAUCCAGCAAGUCAGGGACAUGAUUAUCACGAGGCCUGACAUUGGGUUUUUACGUACAGAUGAUGCCUUCAUCUUGAGAUUUCUCAGAGCCAGAAAGUUUCACCAAACUGAGGCCUUCAGGCUGCUGGCUCAGUACUUCCAGUACCGCCAAUUAAACCUGGAUAUGUUCAAAAACUUCAAGGCCGACGAUCCAGGAAUCAAACGGGCUCUGACAGAUGGGUUCCCAGGAGUACUGGAAAAUCGUGACCACUGUGGCAGGAAGAUUCUUCUGCUUUUUGCAGCCAACUGGGAUCAGAGUAGGAACUCCUUCAUAGAUAUCCUUCGGGCUAUUCUACUUUCCUUAGAAGUGCUCAUCGAAGAUCAGGAGCUUCAGAUAAAUGGCUUCAUUCUAAUUAUAGACUGGAGCAACUUCUCUUUCAAGCAAGCCUCCAAGCUUACACCAUCUAUCCUCAAACUGGCCAUUGAAGGGUUACAGGACAGCUUUCCUGCACGUUUUGGAGGAGUCCAUUUUGUCAAUCAGCCCUGGUACAUCCAUGCCCUGUACACGCUAAUCAAACCGUUUCUCAAAGACAAGACAAGGAAAAGGAUCUUUCUUCAUGGUAACAACCUGAACAGCCUUCACCAGCUAAUACACCCUGAAUGCCUGCCCUCUGAAUUCGGGGGGACUCUUCCUCCCUACGACAUGGGCACAUGGGCUCGAACGUUACUUGGUCCCGACUACAGCGACGAAAACGAGUACACCCACACCUCCUACAACGCCAUGCACGUGAAGCACGCGUCCUCCAACCUGGAGCGGGAAGCUUCACCCAAACCCAUGAAAAGGUCCCAGUCUGUGGUGGAAGCCGGCACACUGAAACACGAAGACCCAGGGGAAAGCGAGAACACCCAACCACUGCUGGCUCUGGACUAAGCUCCCACAUGCCCAACAGACACAGAUCCAUGAAAAGACUUCCAGCGUACCAGAAACCUACAGAGCACACCACACACAGAUACAUGCACAUACACGUGUUUUGCUUGAUGGCAAGUCCUUCAUGUUUCCUGACCAAGUAACAACUAUCACCAGCCAUCCGUCUAUGUGGCCAAUGCCAAACAAAAACUGAGAAAUUUCUAUUGACACAGGAAUCUGUCCAUAUACAAAGAAUUUCUUUUUUUUUUUUUGAGUUAUGACAUUAAAAUAUUGGAAAUGGUGGAACUGCAUUCUCUGUUUAAAGAAACCAGGGUAUGUCAGUAGUGUUCCUGAAAACUUCAUCAGGGAUGCUCAUUUUAUAGAAGCUAAGGGGUUGAGUUUUAAAGAAAAGUAUCUCAAAUUUAAACUGCACUGUAAUCAGUAAGUGUAAUCUGGGUCAAAGGGUAGAAUCAUCAUUUACACAGUACUUGAGUUUUACAGAAGGAUUUUGCAUUUAAAAAAAAGAAAAAA